AUGACCACUGUUCGGUCGACCGCCGCGCUCAAGGACAAGUCUGAGCUGGAUUCCAAGGAUGGAAGUCCCUCGGUCAGCUCGGUUCAGCUGCCUGUUCUUGACGACCAGUUAGACGAUAAGCCUCGGAGAUUCCGCUGGCGGCGGCGGCGGGAAGACUUGGACAGUGUCGCGACGCAGCCAUCUGUCUUCGAUGAUCCAAAAACUCUGGAAGUAUAUCGCCCACCGCCUGUAUAUGAAGGUUUUCAUCGUUUCGACCCUGACGCGCGAUGGACAUGGCGAGAAGAACGUCGUCUGAUCCGCAAGAUCGACGUGCUCAUCAUGAUUUGGGCUUGGGUCAUGUUCUUCGCCCUGGAUCUCGAUCGAAUUAAUAUCACGCAGGCGAACACGGACAACUUCCUGCCGGAUCUGGGCAUGACGACGAAUGACUAUAAUAUCGGGAAUUCUUUGUUCAAGAUCUGCUUCUUAGCGGCCGAGCUUCCUUCGCAGCUUGUUUCUAAAAGAGUUGGCCCAGAUGUCUGGAUUCCGACACAGAUGGUUCUAUGGUCCAUUGCCGCUCUCUGUCAAUUUUGGCUCUCGGGACGCGGAUCAUUCCUAGCCUUGAGGUGUCUGCUCGGGUUCUUGCAGGGUGGCUUCAUACCUGAUGUAAUUCUCUACUUGUCCUAUUUUUACACCACCAGCGAACUGGCGAUACGACUCGCGUGGUUCUGGGUGUCGAACUACGCUGCGUCGAUUGUAGGCGCCUUCCUUGCGACGGGAAUUCUCCGCCUAGGUGGCGUCCAUGGCAGGGCAGGAUGGAGAUAUCUGUUCCUGAUCGAAGGUGGAUUCACGUUGUUAGUCGGCCUCGGCUCAUAUUACAUGAUGCCUCCGAGCCCGACGCAGACGAAAGCCUGGUAUCGACCGAAAGGGUGGUUUACCGAACGUGAGGAAAUUAUCAUGGUCAACCGCGUUCUGCGCGAUGAUCCUUCGAAGUCCGACAUGCAUAACCGAGAAGGCCUCACGCCUGCGAAGAUAUGGAAGGUGUUGAAGGACUGGAGAAUGUGGCCCAUCUACAUUCUGGGCUUGCUCCACAUGAUUCCCGUGACUCCUCCGCAAACAUAUCUUACGCUGUCGCUGCGGCACCUCGGAUUCACUACCACUCAGUCCAAUCUUCUCAGCAUUCCGUCGACGGUCCUCGGGAUGAUUACUCUGCUGAUAUCAUGCUAUCUGAGCGAGAUGAUCAGCAGUCGGACAAUAGCGGCGGUGAUCCUCCAGUUCUGGGCUCUCCCGCUGCUAGUCGCGUUAUACACGUUCACCGAGCAGACAUCCCAAUGGGUCUAUUAUGCAGUCGUCACGUUGAUUGUGGGCUAUCCAUAUGUUCAUCCGAUACAAGUUGCAUGGACGUCCGCGAAUUCGGGUGGUGUUGGAACACGGACGGUGUCCGCGUCAGUGUAUAAUAUGUUUGUCCAAGCAGGCGGUAUCGUCUCGGCGUACAUAUACCGAUCAUAUGACGCGGCAUACCGACAUGGCAACCGUGACCUCAUCGGAAUCACCGUGAUGAACAUAUUCGUUUACUUAUUCACCUUCAUAUUCUACCGCACGAUCAACAAGCGGAGGGAAAGGAAAUGGGACUCCUUGACACCAGAUGAACAGCAAAAGUACCUGGAUACCACGCAGGAUCAGGGCAACGCAAGGCUAAAUUUCCGCUUCGUGUAUUGA
This is a messenger RNA of Laetiporus sulphureus 93-53, 1695 nucleotides long. RefSeq names its product MFS general substrate transporter. NCBI's taxonomy places the organism in Eukaryota, Fungi, Basidiomycota, Agaricomycetes, Polyporales, Laetiporaceae. The transcript has 12 exons. The record is from RefSeq and is a predicted model, not a curated record. Gene Ontology annotation, cellular component: membrane. Gene Ontology annotation, biological process: transmembrane transport. Gene Ontology annotation, molecular function: transmembrane transporter activity. Bases 1 to 1695 code for a protein of 564 amino acids.